Molecule: messenger RNA, 5178 nt
Organism: Vigna radiata var. radiata (mung bean)
Lineage: Eukaryota; Viridiplantae; Streptophyta; Magnoliopsida; Fabales; Fabaceae
Exons: 2
Coding region: 1-5178 (1725 amino acids)
Biological process (GO): DNA integration
Molecular function (GO): nucleic acid binding; RNA-DNA hybrid ribonuclease activity
Source: RefSeq, a predicted model, not a curated record
AUGGUGACCACGAGAAACACUAACACUGAGGAGACGGACGGGAUUGUACGCGCUCUGGAGAUGAGGAUGGAAGAAAUGCAAAGGAGACACGAGGAAAUGCAAAAGAAACACGAGGAGGAGAUGGCGGCGGUGCGUGCCGAGUGCUUAGCCCACCUCCGCCAGGAGAAGGAAAAGCAGACGGGAGAAGGCAGCAAGGAGGCCCACAGUAGUGCACAAGGUCGGGGCGACCAAGAGAAAGAGAAGCAGAAGAAUACCGAGGAGGAAAAAAGAGAGAAGGAAGAGGAAAGUUUGGUGUUGGUUAAGUCGGAGAUACCAUCUAUACCAGUGCCAUUCGCCCAAGCUGUGAUGGACGUCCGUAUCUCGGAUCAGUUCGUUCCCCCACAAUUCAAAAUGUACGACGGUACCGGUGAUCCCGAUGCACACGUGAAAUCAUUCACUAAUGCCAUGGCUUUCCGGACCGGAUGUGAUGCCAUCUGGUGCCGGGCGUUUUCAUUGUCUCUCGAGGGCGAAGCCUUAGAAUGGUUUAACACCAUACCGAACGGAUCGGUAGAAAACUUCAAGGGAUUAAGCGGCAUGUUCAGCGACCAAUUCGCUGCAUGCCGACCUCAAGACACUACCCUGGUCGAUCUGAUGAAUUUGAAACAAGGAAAGGAGGAGGCGCUGAGAACCUUCAUGGAACGAUUCACCAAGGCAGUACGGCAGGUCAAGGGGCUGAGCGUGGAGAUGGCUCUGCAGUAUGUGAUGCCGGCCCUUAGGCCGGGACCUUUUAAGGAAAGCGUCUGUCGGAACCCACCUAAGACGCUGGAGGAGUUACGCCAGCGGGCGUCAGACGAGGCCAGGGUGGAGGAAAUGAAACAGAACUAUCGGAGGGAGAUGCAGGAAGCAAAGGAUAAGGGCGAGGGCAAACCGGGUCAAUCACAUCGGCACACCGCUCCAAAGGGGCGAGACGGCCCUCGGGUCCCCCGUUUUCCUCAAUACACACCUCUCAAUGCUCCCCGGGCACGGAUACUGCAAGAAGCUCUAAGUACACAGAUAAUGCGUGCCCCGCAAAAACGACUGACCCCUCCAGGAGCCGACAACAACAAACACUGCCUGUAUCACCAGAAUAUGGGCCAUGAUACUGAAGACUGCAUGACGCUCAAAGACCGGAUAGAAGAGCUUAUCCGGGCGGGACAUUUGAAACAAUACGUAAGAAACCAGGACGAAACCGUUUCGGCCGGACGUCCUCCGCCGAGAGAAAGGAGCCCAAGGAACUUUGCAGACAGAGGACGCAGAGACCUCCACCCGCGAUACCCACGCGAACAUGACGAACGGGGACGGAACUCGGGGAGACAAAGAGAAAGAAGCCGAAGUCGCAGCAGGAGCCGAGCGGGAGGCAACGCGGGGCCAUUGCGAGGAAUGAUUAACACGAUCUCCGGCGGAUUCGCAGGUGGGGGAACGUCGUCGUCGGCACGAAAGAGAAGCAUCCGGCACCUACGAUCCAUACACGCCGUGGACGUCCCCAGGCGAACAAUGCCUCCCAUCACAUUUUCUGAUGAAGACUUUCAUGCACCAGACCCCGAACAAGACGAUCCCAUGGUCAUCACUAUUGAAAUUGCUCGGUACGAAGUAAGCAAGGUGUUGGUCGAUCAAGGAAGCUCGGUCAAUAUACUAUACUGGAGAACAUUCCAGCAGAUGGACAUCUCCGAAGACCUCAUCGUCCCAUACGAUGCACAGCUGGUGGGUUUCGCGGGAGAAAGAGUCGACACUAGGGGAUAUCUGGACUUAUGGACGCGCAUCGGCGCCGGGCGAGAAGGAGAUGAAAAAAAGGUGCGAUAUUUACUGGUGGAUGCGAAUACAUCUUACAACGUGCUCAUAGGACGCCCGUGUUUGAACUCCUUUGGAGCCAUCGUCUCCACCCCCCAUCUAACAAUGAAAUAUCCCACAUCACGGGGAACGAUAUGUACCAUUCGCGCCGACCAAAAAGUAGCACGGGAGUGUUACGCAGCCGGUCUUAAAAUGUACCCCCGAGAGACAAGACGGAGGACGGGAGGGGCAAGUGUCGCGAUGGCCGACCUAGACCCCCGCACCAACACCGAAGACCGCCUCGAACCGCAGGGAGAAACCCAGCCAAUGAUAGUCGGAGAGAACCCCGACCAGGUCACCUUCAUAGCCCAAGGGCUGGAGGAAGGGAUGGAGAGGCAACUCCGGGCUACACUCUGGCGUAACCGGGAUCUUUUCGCGUGGACAGCCGCUGACAUGCCGGGGAUCCAUCCUUCCAUCAUGGUACACCGUCUGUCCCUGUUCAGGGAAGCCAGGCCGAUAGCCCAAAAGAAGAGAAAGAUGGGGGAAGAAAAAAGGCGGGCAGUUCAGGAGGAAGUCCGAAAAUUACAGACGGCCGGGUUUAUUCGAGAAAUUACCUACACCACCUGGUUAGCCAACGUGGUCAUGGUGAAAAAGCCGAGUGGUCAAUGGCGAAUGUGUACAGACUACACUGACCUCAACAAAGCUUGUCCCAAAGAUUCUUAUCCACUACCCAGCAUCGACACCCUUGUAGACGGGGCGUCAGGGCAUCGGAUUCUUAGCUUCCUGGAUGCUUAUUCAGGAUAUAACCAGAUACCUAUGCACAGUCCUGACAAGGAAAAGACGGCUUUCAUGGCCGAUGAAGCCAAUUUCUGCUACGAAGUCAUGCCCUUUGGGCUCAAAAACGCUGGCGCCACUUACCAGCGAUUAAUGAACAAAAUUUUUACUGACCAGAUAGGUCGUUGCCUGGACGUAUAUGUCGACGACAUGGUCGUUCGGUCAGCGGAAGGAGCCGGACAUCUGGAAGAUUUGGAGGAAGUCUUCAGGCAGGUGAGACGGUAUGGGAUGCGACUCAAUCCGGCUAAAUGCACGUUUGGAGUAGCCGCAGGCAAAUUCCUGGGCUUCAUGUUAACAUCCCGGGGAAUCGAGGCCAACCCGGAUAAAUGCAAGGCGGUGCUAGAGAUGCAGACCCCCCGAACAGUCAAGGAGGUUCAGAGACUAAUUGGCCGAUCGACCGCACUGUCCCGAUUUGUACCAAAGUUGGCGGAACGAGCGGCUCCUAUCUUGAAAAAGAUGAAGAAGGCAUCAGCCAGCAAUUGGGACGACGAAUGCGAGGCGGCCUUUCAGGCAAUCAAGGGCAUCCUUACCCAGCCCCCCAUCAUGAAUAAACCUACCCCGGGCGAAGACCUCCAGAUUUACCUAGGGCUCUCCGAAACCACAGUCAGUGUCGUCCUGCUACAAGAAAAACCCACGCACAAACUCAUAUAUUUCGUCAGCCGGACGCUUACUGACGUCGAAACCCGGUACCAACAGGUGGAGAAAGUAGCUUUGGCCCUCCUUCACGCUUCUCGAAGACUGGGCCCGUACUUCCAAAGUCACCAGGUGGUCGUACGUACCGACCACCCGGUCUCGAAAAUUUUGAGAAAACCCGAUCUGGCCGGAAGGAUGGUAGGAUGGGCGGUAGAACUGUCUGAAUUUGGCAUCAGAUACGAACCGAGGGGUUCAGUCAAAGGGCAACACCUGGCGGAUUUCGCGGCAGAAAUACCGUUGGUCGGCCAUGACGAAUGGUUAUUGUACGUAGACGGGGCGUCAGGCCGAACGGUUAGUGGUGCAGGUGUCGUCCUUGAAGGGCCCAACGGAUUCCUAAUAGAACAUUCAUUAAUUUUCAAAUUCAAAACGUCGAAUAACCAGGCGGAGUAUGAAGCUUUGUUGGCCGGCUUGCAAUUGGCCAAAGACAUGGGAGCCCGCAGGGUAAUCUGCCGAACUGACUCCCAACUAGUAGUCGGCCAAAUGAACGGCAAUUUCCAGGUGCGAGAGGACCACCUCCUAAGGUACUAUCACCAGGCUUGCUCCUCGGUGAAGGACUUCGACCAUGUGAAAAUUGAACACAUUCCCCGAGAGCUGAACGCCCGGGCCGACAUGCUGUCCAAACUCAGCACGGGGAAGGAGAGGGGACAACUCACGACCGUCAUCCGACAGGUCCUCCUGCAACCCUCGGUUGAAUGUUUGACGACCGCCACGGCCGACACCGCCGACUGGAGGACCGAGAUUCGAAACCUAAUCCGCAAGCAAGAUCAGGGCGAGAGCUUAUGCCCAGCGGACUCCAAAAGGGUUGCCCGGUUCAUGAUUAUCGGUAACGAUUUGUACCGUCGUGGUUUCUCAUCUCCCCUACUCAAAUGUCUGGCGGAGAGCGAAGCACAGUACGUAAUGAGCGAACUACACCUGGGAAUAUGUGGCUUCCAUACGGGCGGGCGAGCGCUCAAAGCCAAAACGCUACGAGCGGGGUACUACUGGCCGACGAUGGAAGCCGAUGCUGCGAAAUUCACUCGCCGGUGCAACCAAUCCCAGGCCCAUGCCAACAACCAUCACACCCCUUCACAGAAGUUACACACCAUCAGUUCCCCUUGGCCGUUCGCUCAAUGGGGGAUGGACAUCGUCGGACCAUUCCCCCCGGCUACGGGACAGCGCAAGUUCUUGCUGGUGGCUGUCGACUACUUCACGAAAUGGGUAGAGGCCGAGCCGCUCGCCACUAUUACAGCCUCUCAAAAGCUAGAAGCCUUCUUCAAAGGACUGGGCAUAAGACAUGCUACAACCUCUGUAGAACACCCACAGACGAACGGGCAAGCGGAGGCAGUUAACAAAACGAUUGUCGCUGAACUCAAGAGAAGAUUAGGAGACAAGAAAGGGGCAUGGGCGGACCUCCUGCCCGAGGUCCUCUGGGCCUAUCGAUGCACCCCGCACGACACAACAGGAGAAACGCCCUUCAACUUGACGUACGGUACCGACGCCAUGUUACCGGUAGAAUUAGGCGAACCAUCCUUGCGACGAAACAUCGAGAAUCUCGAGAUAAAUGACCAAGAGUUACGGGUCGAGCUCGAUACGAUCGACGAACGACGCGAUCGGGCAGUACUCAGAGCGGAAGCAUGUCGUCGCAUGGUGGAACGUAAGUACAACACCAAGGUCCACCCGCGUCAGUUUCACGAAGGAGACCUCGUAUGGAGGAAGGCCGGGGAAGCACGUCGUGUGGCAGCUCAUGGCAAGCUUGCAGCAAAAUGGGAAGGCCCGUUCAAAGUCGUAGAAGCUCUGGGCAACGGCGCAUACCGCCUCACUCGGUUGGACGGCCGGCAGAUCACCAACACUUGGAAUGCGUCACACCUUAAACUUUAUUUCAGCUGA